Messenger RNA from Danaus plexippus (monarch butterfly), 4541 nucleotides. It is a transcript of the gene rdgB, whose product is annotated as protein retinal degeneration B. Lineage: Eukaryota; Metazoa; Arthropoda; Insecta; Lepidoptera; Nymphalidae. The coding region runs from base 192 to 3704 and encodes 1170 amino acids. Gene Ontology annotation, biological process: phospholipid transport. The record is from RefSeq and is a predicted model, not a curated record. Gene Ontology annotation, cellular component: cytoplasm. Gene Ontology annotation, molecular function: phosphatidylcholine intramembrane carrier activity; phosphatidylinositol binding; phosphatidylinositol transfer activity. The transcript is spliced from 2 exons.
UGUCAAAGUUCAUACGUACAAUAUGUAGUGAGAAGCAACGUAUCGUGAAAAAUAAAAAUAUUUCUAAUUUAUGUUGAAAUAAAUGUAUUUAAGAAGUGCUAGUGGAUAAUUAUUGUUAAAAAAUGGAUAAUAUUACACUUCUAUAACCGAAGGAAGGAUUUUUAUUUUAUGUUAAGUGUUUGAACAGCAAGAUGUUAAUCAAAGAAUAUAGAAUACCAUUGCCACUCACUGUAGAAGAGUAUCGCAUAGCCCAAUUGUAUAUGAUAGCGAAGAAAAGCCGAGAAGAAAGUUCCGGUGAGGGUAGUGGAGUUGAGAUUAUUGUUAAUGAGCCAUAUGACAAUGGCCCUGGUGGAAACGGGCAGUAUACACAGAAAAUAUAUCAUGUUGGAAGCCACUUGCCAGGUUGGUUCAAAAGCCUACUUCCUAAAUCAGCCUUAACAGUGUCUGAAGAAGCAUGGAACGCUUAUCCCUAUACUAAAACAAGAUACACCUGUCCAUUUGUUGAAAAAUUUUCACUUGAAAUUGAAACCUAUUAUUUUGCUGACAAUGGUCAUCAGGAAAAUGUCUUUAAAUUAUCAGGAAGUGACUUAAAAAAUAGAGCUGUUGAUAUUAUCGAUGUAGUUAAGGAUCAGCUUUAUGGUGCGGAUUACGUGAAAGAAGAAGAUCCAAAGAUAUUUGUUUCUCAAAAAUGUAACAGAGGGCCAUUAUCGGAGUCAUGGCUCGAAGAUUACUGGCGUGAAGUUCAAGGCAAAACACAGCCAUUACCGAAUGGAAAAUCACUCAUGUGUGCGUAUAAGUUGUGUAGGGUGGAAUUCCGUUAUUGGGGAAUGCAAACUAAAUUGGAAAAAUUUAUUCACGAUGUGGCGCUUAGAAAAACGAUGCUUCGAGCUCAUCGUCAAGCAUGGGCCUGGCAAGACGAAUGGCACGGCUUGACUAUGGACGAUAUAAGAGAAAUUGAGAGGCAAACACAGCUGGCUUUGCAAAAGAAAAUGGCGGGAGAUGUUGGUGAAGACACUGAUUUAUCUGAAGAGAAUUCAAAGUCUUUAGCUGCUACUAUGAGCAGUCUUGAAAAGAAUGAGGAUACUGCGAGUCCAGUAUCAGUCAAGAAAGGUAUGGAAAAGAGAGUACAAAAGCAAUUAAGUCCUGAAAGUACUCCUCCAUCAGAGCCCAAAUCAUGUUCAAAGUCUAACCUUAGAUCAUCUUCUUCGGGGUCCUUAAAAAGCUUGCAAGUCCAAGUGGCCAGUUGGAGAAUGGAAACUCUUGUUAGGGAAUCAGAAACAGAAACUGGUUCUGAAGAUGAGUUUUAUGAUUGCGAAUCAUCAUUUAACAAAUGGUCUUCGAUGUGUUCUUUAGAUGAAGGUGAUAUAGAUAUCUCACCAACACAAGGUGAUCUGAAUCAAGAAGACAGUAUAUUUAAUCCCACGUUCUUAAAACGAGUUACGUCAGAAAGAGGUUCACGAAGAUUGACAAGCUUGCAGAGUCACCAGAGCAUAGACGGAUGUCCUGAUACUCCAGUUCAUAGCUCCUGUCCUACAACAGUCUUAAUACUUGUUUUUCACGCUGGAAGUGUACUUGAUGCAAAUGUUGACAUGACUGCAAAGAAAUCUGACGUCACUACAUUUAAAGGAGCCUUUGAAUCGGUUAUGCGUCAACACUAUCCCACUCUUGUGGGACACAUUACUAUAAAAUUAGUUUCGUGUCCUUCUCUCUGUACAGAGGCUCUUGGAGUAUUAUCUACUUUGAGUCCCUACAGCUUUGAUUGCUCCCCAUCUACAGUAGACAGUCCAUCUCUGACAAAUGAUCUCAUACCGAUAGGUGCUAUACCACUUAUCGCAACCUCCUCUCCAGAGUAUCAUGAAUAUGUAACUAAAACUAUCACAGCUGCAAAUGUUGUUUAUAAUGAUUUUAUCAAGUCAGAUGAUGGAAAAGGUUUUAACGGUCAGGUCUGUAUUGUUGGUGACAGUAUGGGCUCUAUAUUAGCAUACGACGCUUUGUGUCGAACUUUACAAUAUCAGUCACGACAUGAUAGUGAAAAUAGUAUAUUAGAUACUGAAAUAACCAUCCGUAACGAGCCAUCAGAACAUUACUUAAAUAAAUCUCAUCUUCAAGCUCCGACGCCAAGAAGACGAUCGUCUACAGCCAGCGACAAUCAAACAAAGUUGGAAUUUGAAGUUAGUGACUUCUUUACCUUUGGGAGUCCGCUCUCACUUAUCCUAGCUUCAAGAAAAAUAUCAGAUGACAAAUUUAAAGAUCUCACGAAGCCACCUGUCCAACAAAUAUACAACUUAUUUCACCCAACGGAUCCUGUCGCGUCUAGAUUGGAACCAUUGCUUUCAGCAAGAUUUAGUAAUCUAGCGCCGAUUAAUGUAGCUAGAUAUGCUAAGUAUCCUCUGGGCAACGGACAACCAUACCAUUUGAUGGAGCUUAUACACACUCAUCCGACGUUAUUCGGCGACCAUCUACCAAUGCCACCUACUCCUGUUUUAAGAAGACUUUCUGAAGCAUCAGUGCAAAGUACAGUUAGUGGUUUAGUGGAUAAUAUACCAUUGAUCACAAUGAAUGCCCUCCAACAAAAAUGGUGGGGCACGAAGCGAUUGGACUAUGCCCUUUAUUGCCCCGAAGGGUUAACAAACUUUCCUAUGAAUGCUUUGCCACAUCUAUUUCAUGCAAGCUACUGGGAAAGUUCGGAUGUUAUUGCUUUUAUAUUGAGACAAGUGGGUCAUUUUGAUUUGGCUCUAUAUGGUCAACAAGAAGAUAAAGACUGUUCUCUGUUUAAACCAGGACAGGAUAAGGAAAAGUGGAUGAGGAAACGUACAUCGGUUAAAUUAAAAAAUGUCGCAGCCAACCAUAGAGCCAAUGACGUGAUUGUCGGCGAGGGCUGUCCACAAACGUUCAUUGCUAGAUUUAUGUACGGGCCUUUAGAUAUGAUUACAUUGACCGGGGAGAAAGUAGAUAUACAUAUGAUAAGAGACCCGCCUGCUGGUGAAUGGACUUUAUUAUCAACAGUUGUGACUGACAAAACUGGAAGGAUUACUUACACACUGACUGAUAAGCAAAGCGUCGGAUGUGGUAUCUAUCCCGUCCGAGCAGUCGUACGUGGUGAUCACACCAGUUGCAACUUCCAUCUAGCUGUGAUACCUCCACAAACGGAGUGUGUAGUAUUCAGUAUUGACGGAUCUUUCACGGCGAGUGUUUCGGUUACUGGUCGAGAUCCGAAGGUGAGGGCUGGUGCUGUGGAUGUCGUACGUUUCUGGCAGGAUCUCGGUUAUCUCAUCCUGUAUAUAACAGGAAGGCCGGAUAUGCAACAAAGGAAAGUCGUCUCCUGGUUAGCGGAACAUAAUUUUCCUCACGGUUUAGUCUUUUUCUCGGAUGGAUUCUCCACCGACCCUUUGGGUCACAAAGCGGCGCAUCUACACAGUCUCAUAACCGAACAUGGAGUUAUAUUCCAAGCAGCCUACGGUUCGGGUAAAGAUAUCAACGUGUACCACAACUGUGGUUUACCGCAGAAGCAAAUAUAUGCGAUUGGUAAGAUUAGUAAGAAAUAUAAUAACCUAGCGACAACCUUGAAUGACGGUUACGCUUCUCAUUUGGCGGACUUGAAGCAACCAGGGGCUGUGAGGCCUGCCAGGGGGAACGCCAGACUUCUCGUACCGCGGCGUCUACUCGCAUCAGUAAGUAAUUCCUCUUCCCGUGGACGUCGCUGAACAAUACAUUAUCACAGAAAUAUCUAUUAUAAUCCAAUUAGCCAGUUACAUUUUAUUUCCAUUUCAUUGAUAUCUUUAAAGAUUUUAAAAUUAAUUCUUUUUAUUCCACAGAUACAGAUAAAAAAGAUUUAUAUUUUUUCAUUGUGAAUAAUUAUUAUACCUAUAUAACAAAAAAUACGUGUAUGUAUUAAAUGUAGGUCUUUAUAGACGUAAAAUAUUAUAUAAGUUUACUCUUCACUGCGUACCUUACUAAUUUAUUAUUAUAGUAUAUUGUAUCGUGUUGUGUAAAGUCUGUUACUAAUGGGAUAAUCGCCCGUGUAGUAGUCGCGUAUUCUAUUGUUAAUCCAUUUGGAAGGCUGGGAAUCUCGUAAUAUAUUCAUCGGAAAUCUAGUCUUAUAAGGCCGCAUACACAUCGUACCGUGGACUGCACAUAUAUUCUGAUCUAACCCUAAAAUCUUUAACAACAAACAAUAAAUGUUUUUAUAUCCACAAUAUUUUCGAGUUAUUCGUUCGAAUAAUUUAUCAGGUGGUAGUUUUAUUUCCUGUUUAUGAAUACAAACCCGAUAUCGGACAGGGAAUUGUGAUCGGCAGUAUAGUGUGGAUUUGAUGUAAAGCUGAAUUCAAGCUAUUCAUAUGUCAAGGGUAUUCUAUAAAUAGACUAAUGAAAAAAAAAAAUAUACAGCCUAUUGCUUUAUAAACAUACGGUAAAUACAACAAGUUUCAUCUUUAUAUAUUAGUAUAGGUGAAUGAGUUACAAAACGUUAGUAUUGAUGUUAUUAAGUAUUAACUACGCUUUUCAAAUAUAAUGAUACCUAUUACUGUAAUUUGUUAUAGUCA